UCUCUUUCACAGCAAUCGAGACCCAGAGUACGAGUUCAGAGGAGAUCGUCCCGAGCCCACCCUCUCCGCCCCCUCCUCCUCGCGUCUAUAAGCCCUGCUUUGUGUGUCAGGACAAAUCUUCAGGAUAUCACUAUGGCGUCAGUGCCUGUGAGGGCUGCAAGGGUUUCUUCAGGCGAAGUAUUCAGAAGAACAUGGUCUACACGUGCCACAGAGAGAAGAACUGCAUCAUCAACAAAGUCACCCGCAACCGCUGUCAAUACUGCCGGCUGCAGAAGUGCCUGGAAGUGGGGAUGUCCAAAGAAUCGGUAAGGAAUGACAGGAAUAAGAAGAAGAAAGAAGAUAAAAAGCAAGAAUGCACAGAGAGCUACACACUGAGCCCAGACACAGAGCAGAUGAUUGACAGAGUCAGGAAAGCCCACAAAGAGACCUUCCCCUCGCUGUGUCAACUCGGCAAAUACACCACGAGUAACAGCUCAGAGCGGCGCGUGGCACUGGACGUGGAUCUGUGGGAUAAGUUCAGUGAGCUCUCCACAAAGUGCAUCAUAAAGACGGUGGAGUUCGCCAAACAGCUGCCGGGAUUCACCACCCUCACCAUCGCAGACCAGAUCACACUGCUGAAGGCUGCUUGCCUCGACAUACUGAUUUUGAGGAUCUGUACCCGCUACACGCCUGAGCAAGACACCAUGACUUUCUCUGAUGGGUUAACACUGAACCGAACGCAGAUGCACAAUGCUGGCUUCGGUCCGCUAACAGACCUGGUGUUCGCCUUCGCUAGUCAGCUAAUACCGCUAGAGAUGGAUGACGCCGAGACGGGACUGCUCAGUGCUAUAUGCCUACUGUGUGGAGAUCGCCAGGACCUGGAAGAAGCCGACAAGGUGGAUGUUCUGCAGGAACCGCUUCUGGAAGCACUGAAGAUCUACGUGAGGAACAGGAGGCCGCACAAACCUCACAUGUUUCCUAAGAUGCUGAUGAAGAUUACCGACUUGAGGAGCAUCAGUGCCAAGGGAGCAGAGCGUGUGAUCACCCUGAAGAUGGAGAUUCCUGGUUCCAUGCCCCCUCUCAUUCAAGAGAUGUUGGAGAACUCUGAGGGUUUGGAGAGUUCCUCAGGUGGGGUCAGUUCACGGGCCGCCGGCGCCCCUCCAGGCAGUUGUAGCCCCUCCCUUUCUCCAAGCUCUGCUCAGAGCAGCCCACCCACGCAGUCCCCAUGACAACCAUCAUUGCCGUCAUCGUCAGCCACUUAUCUACUACUGUGUGCCCUCUGCGACGCGACUGCAGAAACGUUCAAAAGCACGCGCUCAUAUUGCCGCUAAAGACUAAAGGGGGAAUCAAAAGUGUGUCGCCGGAAUUUUGUUGUUUUCUUUCCUCAGAUCAGACUGUGAUUGUAUUCCUCCUCAAUUUCCCUUUGGAUGAAGGGAGGAAGACCACUGGAGGGUGAAGACAAAAAAGUGCAAGAAUGAAUGGACAAAAGUAUAGAAGGAAUUAAAGGACCUUUUCUUCUGUUUCCGAUUCUUAUGGCCUGGGGUUUCCAAUGACCAGAGACUGAUUUCCUACAAACUAUAUAUAUAUAUAUAUAUAUAUAUAUAUAUAUAGAAAGAAGACAUGGAAUGAUUGUGAUUGAGAACUGAAUGAAACAUGGAUGGACUUGAUGUAAAGAUGCAUAUGUAUUUCCUCCCUUUUUCCUCUUUAUGCCUAUGAAAGGGCAAAGAGUGAAUUGUUUUAUUUCAGACUGAUGAUGAUGUUUUUCAUGGAGAAAAAAAAACAUUGAAAAGAUUAUUAAUUUUCACUCACAAAAUUGUGCACAGAAGAUAUAAAAAUGGUCGCUACAAA
Molecule: messenger RNA, 1827 nt
Organism: Pimephales promelas (fathead minnow)
Lineage: Eukaryota; Metazoa; Chordata; Actinopteri; Cypriniformes; Leuciscidae
Source: RefSeq, a predicted model, not a curated record